This is a messenger RNA of Talaromyces proteolyticus, 1685 nucleotides long. Its product is annotated as beta-lactamase/transpeptidase-like protein. Bases 113 to 1609 code for a protein of 498 amino acids. NCBI's taxonomy places the organism in Eukaryota, Fungi, Ascomycota, Eurotiomycetes, Eurotiales, Trichocomaceae. The record is from RefSeq and is a predicted model, not a curated record. The transcript is spliced from 3 exons.
CACUUACCCCGCACGGAAUCAAUGGAUACCACAAGCCACUUCAGAUAUUACUAGUCACCGCAUGAAAGGAUACGCUCUUUCAAUUUGAAAUAAAUCAGAGCUAAAGGUGACAAUGCGUGGUAAUCCACUCAACGAAGAGUUCGAAAAGCUGGUGCAAAAGACACUAGACCUAUGGCAUGUACCCGGGAUCGCAGUUGCUGUGGUAGACGGAGACAACACCUGGGCUCAGGGCUAUGGAGUGGCAUCUUUCCCAUCAACACCAGUCACACCUUCGACACUGUUCUAUGCAGGUAGCACUACUAAAGCUUUUACGUCGGCGAUUAUGGCCACGCUUGUGGAGGACAAUGAAACAUAUCCCCACGUACAAUGGGAUACCCCAAUCAGCGAUCUGAUUCGAGACGAUUUUGUUCUCGAGAAUUCUUAUGCGACAGAGCAUGUCACAAUUGAAGAUGCUUUGUCCCAUAGAACAGGUCUUCCAAGUCAUGACGCAGCUUACGGCAAUCGCCUCAGCCGCGAUGUAGCUGCACGAGAGAUGGUGCGUCAGCUGCGCCAUCUCCCACUCACAGCCGAGCCUCGCACGCAGUAUCAGUACUGCAACCUCAUGUUUGUUGCAGCCUCUCACGUCAUCCAAACCCUGACUGGCGAAUGGUUGGGCGACUCCUUAGCCCACCGCAUUUGGGAGCCGCUUCGGAUGACGGCUACGUUUUUCAGUAGAGAGGAUGCCCUAUCUGCCAAGGAGGAUCUGGCUCGUGGAUAUUCAUACUCCCCUGAAAAGGGCUUCAAAGAGGUGGAAUGGAUGCCGCUCGAUGAAAUCUCUGGUGCAGGGUCGGUGAUCACCAAUGUGCUAGACUAUGCUAAAUGGGCUCGUGCACUAAUAAACAGGGAAAAACCAUUAUCUGAGGAAACAUACAAGGCUAUAUGGGAGCCACGCACGUUAAUCCCACACCAAGCACCAUUUACCGGGCCUCUCUCGUACGCACUCGGCUGGCAAAUCGGUGUCUACAAAGGAGUUCAAUUCUAUGAACAUUCGGGUGGCAUGAAUGCGUUUGGGGCCGAGCUUAUUUUAAUUCCAGAGCUCAAAUACAGUGUUACAAUUUUGGGGAACACUGCGCUUACCUCAAACUGCGUUUCACACACUCUUGCAUUCCAUCUAAUUGAUGAAAAGCUUGAUGUGCCACCCGAGAAAAGAUUUGAUUGGAAUCAACGUGAUUUGAAUACUAUAAAAGCAGAAAGGGAAAAGAACAUCAACUCCAUUCAACGAUUCUAUCCUAAUCUCCCUUCCCCAACCCUUCCCACUGCGGUCUCUCUACAGAAAUAUACUGGUACCUAUUUUCAUCCUGGUUACCAAAAAGUGGACAUAUAUCUUGAUAAGUCAAGCGGUGUUCUGCGCGCCGAUAGGGAGGACACCACGUGGCCAGAGUACAUGAGCUUCGAGCAUGUAAGUGGUGAGUACUUUGUAAUCAAAUCAGAACAUGAGGGUGACUAUGGGGCUUUCUUUCCGGAGACCUACCCCGCGGAGUUCCGCGUAGGAACAGACGGAAACCCAUACGAGCUUGGCAUUGGAUGGAAUAAGCAGAUGAAAGAGAAAAUUUGGCUUAAACGCAUUUGAAACGUAACAUAUGCUGUACAUACAAUUUAACUUUUGAAGUAACAUAUGAACUUUGCGAUAUUGUUUGUUUUGUCGA